CUUUACGUAGCCAAAAAAAAAACUCGACAUCAUUGAGAGCCUUUUCUAAUCAUUUGAAUAAAGAAACAUAUUCCGUUUAAUGUUAAAAUAAUUAUUGCUUGCCAUCUUAAGCUUGCUGAAAGAGGAAAUUCGCCUCUGCGCAGCUCUUGCAUUGAAGCAUUCAUAUCCUGUCGAUUUUUUCCGCCCCGCAUCAGGAGAAGAAAUAAGCCACCGACGGCUUUUCGCUUUCUGAUGGAUCUGCCUUAUUUCUGACCUCUAAUAUAAUUUUAGAAGCUCAAAAAAAUAGUUGUAACUGAUCUAUUUUCGUAACUAAUACCAAUCUGUAGAUCAUGGGUAAAGCAAGAGAGAAAAAGAACUCCAAAGGUCGUUUGGAUAAGUACUAUCACUUGGCCAAAGAGCAAGGUUAUCGUGCUCGUUCGGCUUUCAAGUUGAUUCAAUUGAAUAAAAAAUUCAACUUUUUGGAAAAGUCUCGAGUUCUUAUUGAUCUGUGUGCUGCUCCUGGUGGUUGGUUACAAGUUGCUACAAAAUAUAUGCCUCAGCAGAGUUUAAUUAUUGGUGUCGAUCUUGCGCCCAUUAAGCCGAUUCCUGGUGUGAUUACUUUCCAAGAUGAUAUUACAACGGAAAGAUGUAGACAAAAUCUAAGACAAGAAAUGAAGACUUGGAAAGCCGAUGUUGUGCUUCAUGAUGGUGCUCCUAAUGUCGGUAAAGCAUGGAUUCACGAUGCCUUCUCUCAAUCAGAGCUUGUACUUGUUUCACUCAAAUUAGCUACUGAGUUCUUGUCAAAGGGUGGUAUUUUCGUCACCAAAGUGUUUAGAUCAAAAGAUUACAACAAAUUGCUCUGGGUAUUUCAACAAUUGUUUCGUAAAGUAGAAGCAACGAAACCCCCCUCUUCCCGUAAUGUGUCUGCAGAAAUUUUCGUUGUGUGUCGAGAUUAUAUUGCGCCUAAAAGAAUUGAUCCUCGUAUGUUGGAUCCUAAGGCUGUUUUCUCAGACGUGGGUGCUGAAGAGCCCAAAAAAAUGACGGAUAUUUUCAAGCCUGAAAAGAAGCAUCGUCAAAGAGAAGGUUACGAGGAGGGCGAUUAUACCUUGCACAAAAAGAUCGAUGUCAUGGAAUUUAUCAGAUCGCAAGAUCCUAUUCAUACGCUAGGUUCCUACAAUCAAUUUACAUGGGAUUCAGACGAAGCGAAAGAACUGCUCAAGCGUGAUAUUACAACAGAGGAUGUCAAGGUGAAUUGUGAAGAUUUGAAGGUUUUGGGCAAGAGUGACUUCAAGACAUUGUUGAGAUGGAGAAGUGCGCUCCGUGAAGAAUACAAGAUGGAUAAGAAAGAAGAAGAAGAAAGUAAAAUGGAGGAAGCUAUGGUAGAAGCGGAAUCGAUGGAUGAGGACGAAAUGCUAGAAGCUGAACUAGCCCAUUUGACAAAGGAAGAAGCAGCCAAAAAGAAGAGAGAAAAAAGAAAGGCCAACGAGAAGAAAAUGAAGCUGAUUCAACGUAUGCAAUUGAAUAUGAUUGUACCGACGGAUAUUGCUUUGGACGAGAAUCAUGUUGGACAAGAUGAGAUUUUCAAUAUCAAAAAGAUCAAACAAGACGAGUCACUUGCUAAACUGCAAGAGGGGGACAUGUCUUUUGCCGAUGCAUUAGAAGACGAGGAGGAAGAGGGUGAAGAUGAUAUUCAAGUAGAUAAUGCCAAGCUCAAAGGACGUAUUAGAGAAAUGGACUAUGACAUUGAUAAUGACGAGGCAGUGGACAGUGACGAAGAAUAUGAGCGUGAUCUCGAAGCUCAAAUGGACGAAGAGUAUGCUCGCUACAAGCAAAGAAGGGCUGAAAAGGAUGCCAAAUUCAGAGCGAAGCAAGUGCGCGAAGAGCAAGACGAAUGGACGGGCUUUGACGACGGGAAAGAGAAAGAUGUGGAAACCAAAGAUUCUCGGUUCAACUCUGACUCAGAUGCAUCGUCUUCUGAUGAAAGCGAUCAUGACACAGCUUCUGAUUCUUCGUCUGACGAUGACAGCGACAGUGAGAACGAGACAUUAGAAAAGACGAUUCAAACAGCUGUAGCUAAAUCGAUGAAGACAGGCACCACGGUGACAAAGAGCAAGAAGUCUGGCAACUCGCUCAUGAAUGAUUUAGGGGAGAAGGCGGCGUUAUCAAAAAAGACAUCCAGCGGGCUCACAACAGCCGCUGCUAUGUUCUUCGAUCAAGAUAUCUUCCAUGACGCUGAGUUGGAUGAUAUUGUUGAUAAAGAAGAAGCAGAAGACUCGAGUGACGAUGAGGAAUUCAUUAGAGAACAGUCAAGAAAGAGAAAGAGACAACAAGAGGAUGAAGGUAGUAGCAACGAAGAAGAGGAAGAGGAAGCCGACAGUGAUUUUGAAAUUGAACAAAUGGAGGAGGAUGCUCCAUUGGACGAAGAACGUUGGGACGGUAAAGCAGAUGAGAACUCGAAAGCGAUGAAGGAGGCAAUAGAAAAGGGCCUGACGACACCGGAAGCGAUGACGCUAGCUCGACAAUUAGCCAACAAAGAGAAGACAGUGCAAGAUUUGAUCGAUGAAGGUUUUACAAAGGAAGCAUUUAGAGAUAAGGACGGACUUCCUAGUUGGUUUUUGGAUGAUGAGAAACAUCACAAUAAACCCAAUUUACCGGUGACGAAAGAAGCGAUGGAUCAAUUACGUGCGAAACUGAAGGCUCUUAAUGCUCGUCCGAUCAAGAAAGUACAAGAAGCCAAGGCACGUAAGAAAUUCAAGGCUGCGCAAAGACUUGCUAAAGCGCAAAAGAAGGCUACUGAUAUUGCUGAGAACCCAGAUAUGACAGAAAAAGAAAAGGCAAAGAAUAUUACAAAACUGAUUGCCAGAGCAUCCAAGUCUAAGCCAAAGAAAGAAGUGAAAGUGGUUGUGGCGAAAGGUGCUAAUCGCGGUAUUAAGGGCCGUCCCAAGGGUGUCAAGGGCCGCUAUAAGAUGGUAGAUGGUGUGAUGAAGAAUGAAAGAAGAGCGCAGAAGAGAAGAGAAAAGAAGAUGAAGAAGGGUAAACGUCAUUAAGUAGCUCACUAUUAGAUACUAUACAUAUGUAAAUAAUACCACAGUAAUAAACAUUCUCUGUUUGUUCUAUUUUGCUUUUUUUUUACGUACAUAACUCAACUGUAAACUAAUAAACACUCGAUUCUGCUUUUAAUACC
Molecule: messenger RNA, 3163 nt
Organism: Mycotypha africana
Lineage: Eukaryota; Fungi; Mucoromycota; Mucoromycetes; Mucorales; Mycotyphaceae
Product: Spb1 C-terminal domain-containing protein
Exons: 4
Coding region: 330-3026 (898 amino acids)
Biological process (GO): rRNA methylation; maturation of 5.8S rRNA from tricistronic rRNA transcript (SSU-rRNA, 5.8S rRNA, LSU-rRNA); maturation of LSU-rRNA from tricistronic rRNA transcript (SSU-rRNA, 5.8S rRNA, LSU-rRNA)
Cellular component (GO): nucleus; preribosome, large subunit precursor; nucleolus
Molecular function (GO): rRNA (uridine-2'-O-ribose)-methyltransferase activity; rRNA (guanine) methyltransferase activity
Source: RefSeq, a predicted model, not a curated record